Molecule: messenger RNA, 8436 nt
Organism: Microcebus murinus (gray mouse lemur)
Lineage: Eukaryota; Metazoa; Chordata; Mammalia; Primates; Cheirogaleidae
Source: RefSeq, a predicted model, not a curated record
GAGAAAUUCGAAAGUGGAUUUUGUGUGUUCCACAGAUGAAGUGAAGUGUUUCUCGGGGUUUCCUGGGAAUGAAGGGUGGAUAGGCAGGGAGACUUGAGCGACUUGGGGCGAAGGGACGAAAGACUCUGCUCGGCAGUAUAAAGAGUUGAAUAACCACUGAGUAUUUUCUGGACCUGACUGGUUUAUAACUUAAGAAGAAACAAUGGAAAGCCAAGAAUUUAUUGUCCUAUAUACUAAUCAAAAGAUGAAGAAGUCAAAAGUAUGGCAAGAUGGAAUCCUGAAGAUCACUCACUUAGGAAACAAAGCAAUUUUAUAUGAUGACAAAGGAACAUGUUUGGAGAGUAUAUUUCUUAAGUGCCUUGAGGUGAAACCUGGAGAUAACUUAGAAGGUGAUCGAUACUUAAUCACAGUCGAGGAGGUUAAAGUUGCUGGCAGCAUAGCUAUUAAACAGGAUGUCAUUAAAGAACCAUCAGAAUUAAAUUCAAAGAGGUUUAUAUCCUCUGGCCGGUCUCUUGGAUGUCAGCCCUCUGGUUUAAAAAGGAAGUUUACCGGUUUUCAAGGACCACGUCAGGUUCCAAAGAAAACAGUUAUUACAGAAAAUGGUGAAUCACCUACAUCACCUGAGGCUAAGAAACCUGGCCCUACUUUUUUUUCUCCAUUCUAUAGCACACCUCCUUUGUUUUCUACUGUUGGCAAGAAAAAUACAAAUACUAUGUCAACAGACCCUGAGAACAUUGAGAUUUACAAGAACAGAGAGAGAAAUGGCAUGACUUUUUCUUCAGUUGUCUCUGAUCCAUCCUUCAAGAUUAACCCAGAAAUGCUAUGUGAAGAAAAUUAUAUUUGCUCUGCUAUCAGUUCUGGAAGCAAGCAUUCAGACUCUUUAUUGACCAAUGAGCCUAAGAAAAGAGAUAAUUUGUCAUCUCACUGUUUAGGAGUUUCCCAAAACAUCAGAAGCAAAGCACGGAUAUUAGCUCUUCUGAAGUCCAAAUCAAUUAGUACAUGUGAGAAACUAAAUUCUGAGAUUACAGAACACUUUCCUCCAAAACAAGCACAAGAAACUUUAAAAAUUGCUAUUAAACCUAUUCAACAGGAAUUAAUUCAACAGGAAGAAUGGGCUGAGAUGAAGAGCACAGGGAAUUUACACUACCAGCAUACAUCAGAAAAUACCAUGAGAAAUAAAAGCCGGUGGGCCAUGUAUUUAUCCUCACAGAGUUCACCUAUACAUUCUUCUGCUGCAGGUGGAAAUGAUAUGGAAGGGAAACCCAAGGCUCAGGAAGAUGAUAUAAAUUUGAAUUUGAAAGCACUUUUGGUGCAAAAAAGGACGCAGUUCUUUGAAACAUGUACUGAAAAGGGGAAAAAAUAUAAUGCAGAUAAGCCAGAAGAUAAUAAUGAUCAAUCCUGGAAUCAGGAAGUAAAAUUAGAAAUUCCUUCAUUCUGUGAAAGUGGCAGCUUACAGGUUAUCAGUAGCAGUCCAGAAAAUGAUGGUGUAUUAUCAGAAUCUGACAUUCAAGAAAGUAUUAAAAUACCUUUUAAUCAAAUUGACACAAAAGGAUCAAGUCUCAUUGGAGAAAAUGUUCAGGAGGCAAAUACACAUGAAACAUCAGAAAAAGAGUGUAAACAACUGGUGUCAUCUCUGCCAGAAUCAGAACAUCUACAAAUUGAAUCUUUGCUAAGUAGCAAUUCUAGGAUUUCUGAUGACAUUACAGACGUGUUUACUAAAAGGAAUACUGAUAAUGAAAAUCUCAAUAGUAUUCAUGAAUCUCUAAGUAAUGAAACACAACCAUUUUUGGAGGUAACUUUUAAUCUGGGCAAUUUUGAGACGAGUGACACAGAGGAGGAAUCACAAGAAAACAAUAAAAUUUCCCAGAACUCAGACAAUUUGAUAAAGGGAAUUUUGGUUAACGAUGGCAAUUCAUGCGUUCAAAAGAGAUGUGAGAAUAUAAGCUGUCAAGAAAUUGGCAGUGAACAUUUGCCACUCUUAACGUCUGUUGGUGGCAAACCUACAGAGACAUUUCCUAUUAAAGAGUCUUUGCCAUUGUUUUGUGAUAAAACUUGUGAAGGUUUUCAUAUAGAACCUAUUAAAGCUGGGGACACUGGAAAAGACAUAGAGGAGUACAGUGACACAUUAAGCAAUUUUGAUUCAUCUUUAGAUUGGACAGAUGAUGUAUACAUAAAUAAUAAAGAAGAUUCUAAUAAAUCUAUCCAAAAAGUCAGAAUUAACCAUGAUUUUGCCUUACUCCCAAAUAAACCUAAAGAUAUAAGCACAAAUUUACAUAUUCCUCAUUUUUUAAACAUAGCCAGUGAUCAGACUCCUGAAAACAAUAAUCCAGUUUCAGAAGAUGCUCUAUCUCAGCCUUCUAUCGUGGGAAGUGACUUAGACAAAAAUGAUGAACAGAUUUUACCAUCAACCUCUAGCAGUGACAACAGUAUCCAACUAUUAAAUACCAAUCAGAAUGACUCUGAAUGUAUUACCCUUAAUAAAUCAAAUAUGCAAAUUUCCAGUUCUUUGUUUUACCCACUGGGAAAAAAGCAUCUUAUUUCCACCGAAGCACAUACACCUGAAUCUGAAGAUUUGGGAGGGAUUGGAAGUUUAUCCCAUGACCAUAUUGAAGUCAAAAUUGCCAGAGAAAGCAAACAAUGCUGGAAUGAUCCUAGAAAUUCUUCAGAACUUUCUGGAUUAGUAAAUAACAUUUCCCUUUUAAAGUCACUGUCUGAACACAGAACAGCUUUAGACAGCUUGGAAAUACUGAAAAAGGAAAAUAUUAUCUUUCGACAAGAAGGAACUCAACCGCUAUAUGAGCCAGAUAGCGGUUCUGAAGCUAGGAAACAAUUUACUACAGAAGUUUCACAAGCUAUACCAAAGUCUUCUUAUCCAAACCAGGAGUCUCAACAGAUGCUAAAAGAAAAUGAAGUUGAACCAAGUGAACCACCCAGGUCUUUGCAGUUCUUUUCCCUGGGAAGUGAAGAAGAGACUGCUUUUCUAGCUGAUAUUUCUAAACAAAUAGAGAGAAAAACCUGUGACCCUAAGCCUGUUGAGUUUCAAGGGCAUCAAGUGAAAGGAUCCGCCACUAGUGGUGUGAUGAUCAGAGGGCACAGUGCACAGCGAGGAUACAGUCAGCUUCCAGACAGUACUGAGUAUGAAAACUACAUGGCAGACACUUGUUUUUUGACACCAGAGUUGCCUAGCACAUGUAUGCAGAUUGACUUCUUGCAGUCGACAUCACCAGAACAAAAGAUCUCUGUGUUGAGCCCUGUUUCUACGUUUUCUUUGAACUCAAGAGAUGAAGAUUUCAUGCUAGAAUUAUCUGAGAAGUCCCUGAAAGCAAGAACCUUACCUGGUGAUCUUCACUUUCUCAACUUAGAGGGAAUGAAAAAAUCCAGUUCAUUGGAGAAUGAGAACUUUCAAAGGCUUUCAUUAGUAAGUGGAAGCCAGGUUCCACUUAUUACUUUGUCACCAACUCAUGGGCCACCUGACUUAGAUUCUUGUGCACAUGUGUUCAACUGUAAUACACAAGAGUCUUCUGUUUCCCCCAUGUUCAACUUGUGUGAAGAGUCCUCAGUUCCUUUUUUUAGCUUUGGGCCUGAGGACCAAAGUGAAACUUCUUUCUCUGAAGAAUCUAGGGAAGUGACUCGAGGGGAUGUGUCACUUCUCGAUAAUACAUCUACUCAAAGCAAGUGGCUGAAAUACCAAAACACAUCCCAGUGCAACUUGACUGCUCCAAACAGAGUUGAUAAGAAAGUAACUGAUGGCUUCUUUGCUGAGGCUGGUUCUGCAACCAGCCUUUUUAGCAACACAGGUGAAAGACAGAGUGAUGCUAUCCAUGAAAGCUCUUUAGACUCUGUGCCCUUGCAAAUGAUAAAAGGCAUGCUUUAUCAACAGCAGCAGGAUUUUAGCAGUCAAGAUUUGGUUUCCACAAAGAAAGCACUUUCUUUGAAUUUAAAGCAGACUUCUAAGAAUGAAGAAAUUCAAAAUGUGUUAGGAGGGUCUGCUUGCUACACCUACAGUAUAAAGGAUUUACAGGAGAUAAAUUGCUCUGAGCUGUGCUUCCCAAGCAGGGAAAAAAUAAAAUCUGCUUAUCUUCCCCAAAGGCAAAUUCACAUACCAGCUGUUUUUCAGUCUCCUGCUCAUUAUAAGCAGACUUUUACAUCUUGUCUCAUAGAACAUCUAAAUAUACUGCUAUUUGGAUUGGCACAAAGGUUGCACAAAGCUCUUUCAAAAGUUGACAUGUCAUUUUAUACAUCAUCGAAAGGAGAGAAACUGAAAAAUGUGGAAAAUAAUGUACCAUUCUGCCAUCAUAAUCAACCUGCAAAACUUGUCAUGGUUAAAAAGGAAGGUCCAAAUAAGGGUCGUCUCUUUUAUACAUGUGAUGGACCCAAAGCUGAUCAAUGUAAAUUUUUUAAAUGGCUUGAGGAAGCAACUCCAGGAUAUUUAACACAGGAAGAAUCUCUCCCUAGCAUGGUUUUAAGUGAUAUUAAGAGUAUUGGCUUGUACUUAAGAAGUCAAAAGAUACCACUCUAUGAGGAAUGCCAGCUUUUGGUGAGAAAAGGAUUUGAUUUUCAGACAAGACAGUAUGGCAAAUUAAAGAAGUUUACUACCGUUAAUCCUGAGUUUUAUAAUGAACCAAAAACCAAACUUUAUCUUAAGCUGAGUCGCAAGGAAAGUUCUUCAAGUUAUAGUAAAAAUGAUCUUUGGGUGGUUUCAAAAACCCUAGAUUUUGAACUGGAUACUUUUAUUGCAUGUAGUGCUUUCUUUGGACCAUCAUCUCUCAAUGAGGUGGAGCUACUGCCUUUGAAAGGCUAUUUCCCUUCUAACUGGCCUAUUAACAUAGUGGUCCAUGCAUUAUUGGUUUGUAAUGCUAGCACAGAGCUGACUACUUUGAAAAACAUUCAGGACUACUUUAAUCCAGCUACUCUACCUGUAGCACAGUACCUGUUAACAAUGUCUUCACCAAGUGUAUUUAGCAACAAAAGAGUCAGUCAGAGGAAAUUUAUUCCACCAGCCUUCACAAAUAUCACCCCAAAAUUUGAACUACUCAGCCUAGGGGCAACAUUGCAGUUAGCUAGUGAGUUAAUUCAGGAACAUAAGUUAAACAAGGAUCAAGCUACAGCUCUAAUUCAGAUAGCUCAAAUGAUGGCAUCCCAGGAAAGUGCUGAAGAAGUGAAAGAACUGCAAAUCCACACCCUCCCUAUCACAAUCAUACACGGUGUUUUUGGAGCAGGGAAGAGUUAUUUGCUGGCAGUGGUGAUUUUGUUCUUUGUACAGCUAUUUGAAAAGAAUGCAGCUCCCACUAUUGGAAAUGCAAGGCCAUGGAAACUUCUGAUUUCUUCUUCCACUAAUGUAGCUGUUGACAGAGUACUUCUUGGGCUUCUCAGUCUAGGAUUUGAAAAAUUUGUCAGAGUUGGGAGUAUUAGGAAGAUUGCCAAGCCAAUUUUACCGUACAGCUUACAUGCCGGCUCAGAGAAUGAAAAUGAACAACUAAAAGAACUGCAUGCACUAAUGAGAGAAGACCUGACUCCUGUGGAAAGAAUGUAUGUGAGAAAAAGUAUUGAGCAGCAUAAACUGGGAACCAACAGAACCCUGCUGAAGCAGGUUCGAGUAGUUGGAGUUACCUGUGCAGCCUGCCCGUUCUCAUGCAUGAAUGAUCUUAAAUUUCCUGUAGUUGUGUUGGAUGAGUGUAGUCAAAUAACCGAACCGGCCUCUCUCCUUCCCAUCGCAAGGUUUGAGUGUGAAAAGCUGAUUCUUGUUGGGGACCCCAAACAGCUGCCUCCUACUAUUCAGGGUUCUGAUGCAGCUCAUGAAAAUGGAUUGGAACAAACUCUCUUUGAUCGACUUUGCUUAAUGGGUCACAAGCCAAUUCUCUUGCGAACUCAAUACCGUUGUCACCCUGUAAUCAGUGCUAUCGCUAAUGAUCUGUUUUAUGACGGAAACCUCAUGAAUGGCAUUUCAGAAACAGAGAGAAGCCCUUUAUUGGAAUGGCUUCCAACCCUGUGUUUUUAUAAUGUUAAAGGACUAGAGCAGAUUGAAAGAGAUAACAGCUUUCAUAAUAUGGCAGAAGCUGCGUUUACACUCAAGCUGAUUCAAUCACUGAUUGCAAGUGGAAUAGCAGGCUCUAUGAUUGGGGUGAUAACAUUAUACAAAUCCCAGAUGUAUAAGCUUUGUCAUCUGCUCAGUGCCGUGGACUUUGACCAGCCUAAUAUGAAAACUGUGCAGGUGUCCACAGUAGAUGCUUUUCAGGGAGCUGAAAAGGAGAUCAUCAUUCUGUCCUGCGUAAGGACAAGACAAGUAGGAUUCAUUGAUUCAGAAAAAAGAAUGAAUGUCGCAUUGACCAGAGGAAAGAGGCAUUUGCUGAUUGUGGGAAAUUUAGCCUGUUUGAGGAAAAAUCGACUAUGGGGGCGUGUGAUCCAACACUGUGAAGGAAGGGAAGACGGAUUGCAACAUGCAAGCCAGUGUGAACCACAGCUGAGCCGUCUCCUUAAAGAUUAUUUUGAAAAACAAGCAGAAGAAAAACGGAAGAAAAAGAAUGAAAAAGAGAAAAUCUAAAGAUAAAUCUCAUUAACAAAAAGACAUGUUUUCCAGAAAUUUCAAGUUCUGCAACAAGGAUUUCUCAACUUCGGCACUCUUGACAGUUUGGACCAGAUAACUCUUUGUUAUGGGGGUGCUGUCCUGCGCCUUGGAGGAUGUUUAGCAGCAUCCCUGGCCUCUGCCCACUAGAUGCCAGCAGCACCUUAUUCCAAGUUGUGACAACUAAAAAUGUCUCCAGACUGCCAAAUGUCCUGGUGUAAAGGUGGACCCAGCAUUCCAGGUAUCUCAAAGCGGCAACUCCACUCAGAAGUAAGACUGCCUGUAUUUUUUUUGUUUGGUAUAAAUCCUGCAUUUUUGAUCCAGGCAACAGUUAAUAACGGAGAGCAAAGGUUCUUUUUAUUUUUAGGUGGGCAGGCCUCCUCUGUUUCUAAUGGCAUUGUACAGCUUGUCCACCAUUAUGUUUUCAGUCUAAUUCCAAUAUCCUGGCAGUUUAUAACUAUCAUGACUUUUUUUCUUUUUCUAAUUUAUAGGAUAUCAUAAUUAAUGGAAAGCUAAAACCCAAUGAAUAGGAAAUAACACUGGUCUUGCAGAAUUGUUUCUGGGCCAGCCCAUUCUUCCUAGCCCACCUGCGUUCACUAUGUUAAGCACUCUUUUACGCCAGGCAGUUUAGCAAAGAAAAAGGAAUAGUGGUGUGGAGGAUAAAAGGGAAAAUGUGGAAAUGGCUUAGUCUCUUUCUUUGCUUCUCUCAUCCCUUAGCCUAGGAUGGAAAUUCCCACUUCAGGUUUUCUUUCCCUCCAGGUGGACCCACGCAAAACAGUGGAUAUGGUAUUAGUGGUUUUGUCUCUAGUUUUAAUCUUUCUCAUCCUGGGCUGGGUCACAGAGUGUCAUGCCAGGUACAAUGUCAGCUGCAACAGGCCUGGUUUAUAUCUAGGGGUCAGAUCUUACACGGUGCUCCUGCCCUGGCCCCUGUCCAUCAGAGCACAAUCAGUCUUCACGCUCAUCUACUUUAUCUUUCUUCAAGAGAUUAAUAAAUGAGAACAUUCUUCUGAUUAGGCGGUGUUGACCAUUGUAGAGUUGUGUUUGGUUUAUCAUUUAUUUUGAGCAAAAACAUAUUAUCUGACCCCUGAAUAUUAAUAUAGACUUUAUAUUUUAAGAAGAAAAAGACCAUAUUUGAAAUAAAGAAAUUCCUCAAACCCAGGCUAACAUAUUCUUUAUCUUUUUCAUCUCAAAUUCCAAGGUUGGAUAGACAUAAAUUGAACUUUAAGUAGUAUCCCAUUCAAUAAAUAAUCAAAAUAUUAAUAUUUCUCAUGAUUAUAUAAUAUACUCAAAGUAAUAAGCCAGUUUUAUAAGUACAGUCAUCUAUAGAUAAUAAUCUUAAAACAAUGUCUCCCAACUUGUGUUCAAUAAAUGAUAGGAUUGUAUGAUGAUGUUCUCAAGGUUUUUAUUCAUAGAAUGAGUCUAUUAGUUUAUGCAGCACAUAUUAAAAUAGAAUGAAAUUUCUAGUCUUUAAUCCACUCAUCAUUUAUAUAGUUUGUGUAUUGGGUUUUUUUUCCAAAAUUCUUUCAUAAACAUCACAUUGACCCAGUGGGGGAACAGGUAUUUUCCCCAUCCUAUAAACAAUUAAGCCAAAGAUCAGAGAAAGUGAAGUGAUCACCUAAUCUACCAUAACUAGUAUGAGGCAAGGCUGGAACCCAGGUUGACCCAACUCAGAGACUAGGCUGUACCUCUUCGUCUGCACAGUAAGUCACUUUAUCUGCACAGUAUCUUUCAGUAAAAGACACUGAAACCAAAAAUCUUACCAUCCUCUUUUAUUCAGCCAGACUUAUGUCCAGAUCAUUACCUCGGUCAAUUUAGUAUGUGACAAUUUAUUAACAGCUUAUUUGUUGAACAAUAAAUUAUUAUUGGGACCACAU